CGGCAGGCUAGUUGGCGCUCGGAGUGGGGGGCGUUUAUUGCGACGGUAGCGGGACCAGUCGGGUCCAGCGGGGACUGCAGCAGGCAUGGGAGGGGCGGCAGAGAAGGGGUUAACCCUGCUGGGGCGGGGCACGGGCCCCGCAGUACCCCACUAGCGCGCCUUGCCCCUCGGCACGAGUCACCCCGCCCGGCGGGCUCCCUCCCAGCCCGCCAGUCACCAUAGAGACCGCACGCGAUGGGCAGCCGGCUGAGCCGGGCCCCGCGGCGCUAGCCCUGACCGCAGCUGAGGGGCCGCAGGCGUUAACCCGGCCCCCCGCCGUCUGACUCCCAGUCGGGGAGGAGCCGCCGCCGCCGCCGGCUCGGCCGCGUUCCAGCUCAGCUGGUGAAAAAGAACAUCUCCGCUUGGACCAGGACUCUUCUAUUAUCCUCAGGUUAAAUGGAAUCUACCUCUGGGAGCUGGAUGAUCUGUACUGACAGAGACUCAUCAUAGCAGCUCCACCACAUCUGGAGAUUGCAAUGAGUGGGGGAGGGGAGCAGCCAGACAUCCUCAGUGUGGGAAUCUUGGUCAAAGAAAGAUGGAAAGUGAAAUUUUAAUUCUGCUCGACUCAGCUUUCUGCAAGGGGAUGACACCACCACACAAAUUUAACUCUGUAUUGUUGAGGAAGAUAGGAGGUGGGGGGUUUGGAGAAAUUUAUGAUGCUCUGGACUUGCUCACCCGGGAAAAUGUUGCACUAAAGGUCGAGUCAGCUCAGCAACCAAAGCAAGUCCUGAAAAUGGAAGUGGCUGUGUUGAAGAAACUGCAAGGAAAAGACCAUGUCUGUAGAUUCAUUGGCUGUGGAAGGAAUGACAGAUUUAACUAUGUGGUCAUGCAGCUGCAGGGUCGGAAUUUGGCAGAUCUGCGUCGGAGCCAGUCUCGAGGGACCUUCACCAUGAGUACCACCCUGCGCCUGGGAAAGCAGAUUCUUGAGUCCAUUGAGAGCAUUCACUCUGUGGGAUUCCUGCACAGAGACAUUAAACCAUCAAACUUUGCUAUGGGACGUUUCCCUAGCACGUGUAGGAAGUGUUACAUGCUGGAUUUUGGCUUGGCACGACAGUUUACGAACUCAUGUGGGGAUGUCAGACCGCCACGAGCUGUUGCGGGUUUUCGAGGAACAGUACGAUAUGCAUCAAUCAAUGCGCACAGAAACAGAGAAAUGGGAAGGCAUGAUGACCUCUGGUCCCUGUUUUACAUGUUAGUAGAGUUUGUGGUUGGACAGCUGCCUUGGAGAAAAAUAAAAGACAAGGAGCAAGUGGGCUCCAUAAAAGAGAGGUAUGACCACAAGCUCAUGUUGAAACAUCUCCCCCAAGAAUUCAACAUCUUUCUAGAUCACAUCUCCAAUUUAGAUUACUGUACAAAACCUGAUUACCAGCUUCUCAUGUCUGUGUUUGACAACAGUAUGAAAACUUCUGGAGUCAUUGAAAGCGACCCUUUUGAUUGGGAGAAGAGUGGAACUGAUGGCUCUCUGACGACGACGACGACAUCAACAACUCCUCAGUUACAUACUCGCCUGACUCCAGCUGCAAUUGGAAUAGCCAAUGCCACACCUAUCCCAGGAGAUUUGCUGCGAGAGAACACGGAUGAGGUGUUUCCAGAUGAGCAGCUCAGUGAUGGGGAGAAUGGUAUUCUUGUUGGAGUCUCACCAGAGAAACUGCCUGGAUCCCCUGGGCAUCAACGUCCUCAGGAAAAAGAUGUCUGGGAGGAGAUGGAUGCCAACAGAAACAAAAUAAAGCUGGGGAUCUGUAAGGCUUCUACAGAGGAGGAAAACAGCCAUGGACCAGUGAACGGACUGCUUAAUGCACCAAGCCUUGGUUCUCCAGUUCGAGUCCGCUCAGAGACCACCCAGCCAGACAGGGAUGUCCCACUGAUGAGAAAGUUACGUUCAAUCCACAGCUUUGAACUGGAGAAACGCCUGACCUUGGAGUCAAAGCCAGACACUGAUAAAUUUCUUGAGACCUGCUUGCAGAAGAUGCAGAAAGAUUCAAAUGCUGGGAAAGAAACUGCUGUUGCUGCUGCUCCUCUUCCUCAGAAAAUGUCUGUUCCUGCUGUGGCUGCCCGCGCUGACCGUGUCUGGCAUUAUGAUGAAGAAUAUCUUCCUGAUGCUUCUAAGCCUGCUUCAGCCAGUUCUCCAGAACAAGUUGAUGGCAUUGUUAGUAAUGGCUUUGUGGCUGUCAACUUAAGCUCCUGCCAGCAGGAGGUUGAUUCCAAGGAAUGGGUGAUAGUAGAUAAGGAACGGGAUUUGCAGGAUUUCAGGACCAAUGGGGCUUUAGUACAUAAAACAACUGGAAGUCCCUCAGAUGAGGAGCCUGAGGUGCUACAAGUCCUAGAGGAAUCCCCCCAAGAGGAACAGCUAAGACUGAGUACUUGGGCAGAAAAUAACGUCCAUGCCAAGAAUGAAGCCUUAGGUGUGGGAUUAGAUCUACCUGUUGAUCAUGCUACUGCUGCUUCUGAACAAUUUUCAGAUAAAUUAGAAUUUAUGGCUGGAGUUGCUGGCCAGCUUCUUGCAGCCACACCUUCAAGUCCAAUGGAGGCCCAAGCAGAAGGAGCCCUCACUCUGCUCAACUCAUCUCACAUGCUGCAUUUCUCCACUCCGAGAAUUUCAAGUCCCAUCCUCCGCACCCUGAGCCCUAUUGCCCAUCUAUCCUCCCACUCGGACCCUAAGAAAGAGGCUGGGUUACCCAGGAGUCAAUCAGCAGAGAGCCAUUCCUCCUCUUCCCGCUCAACUGGCCGUAGGCAACUUCCUGUCAUUCCCAGUGGCAACAAGUUUCCCCCUGUCAUUCGCAUCUCAAAAUCACAACUCCAACAGAUAACAGUACCCAGACCAUCAGUGGCAUCCACCCAAUCUGUCUCUGAGAGCUUUCAUUAUGGCCACCAGCUAGAGAAGAGGGACAGAAACACCCAUCCUAUGGAACACACUGUGGAAUUUUCCUCUCCCAAGGAGGAUUUGCCUGGAUUGGUAGUGACAGAGGGUGCACUUCCCACUAGUACCAGCAGAACAGAUCUGGUACUUCAAUUAAAUCAUAUCAACCAUGAGGUGCUUGAGAGGGAAUGGCACGUCAAAGAAUGUGUCAGACUCGCAGACUGUGGCCAAAAGGACCUACUUGAACAAUGUAGCAGUAGGGAGGAAGAAAAAGAACCUGGAAAUCUCGUUGUAGAAACUGAAGAAGGAAGGCUUCCAGUGGUUUCUGAGGAUGCCAUAAAAAUGUCUCACAAAGGGCAGAGUUCUUCUCCACCAGGGAGCUCAAAAUUUGUGGAAGGGAAACCUCCAGCUGCUAUUGAAUCUGCUUAUGAAUCACAGCCAAGGACUUCCUGCUUGGUGCCAAAUUCAGAUGCAAACUAUGAGGUACUGAAGUCAGCAGCAGCUGAGACAUCAGAGGUUUCACCAUCAAGAGUCAUAGACCUAUUUGCUGAUAGACAGGAAAGUCAAAUAGUAAUAAUGCAGGAAAAUGGUUUCCAUGAUAAUGAAGAAAUUGAUCAUAGUGAAGACUUGGAAUGCCACCAGAUGGACCUUACUACAUUUUUUCACCAGGAGGGCAAAAGAGAGAAAAAUACCCCCAGAAAUGGAGAGCUGUUCCAUUGUGUUUCUGAGAACGAGAGUUCUCAUCAAUCUAAGAAAGACUUGGUUAGGUUACCCUUUGUAGUCAGACAAAGUCGCAUACCAGUUUUAGCACAAGAAAUAGACUUGACAUCAGAGUCCACUUCUCCUGUUUCAGCAAAGGAAAAGCUUCUCCUAAAGAAGGCCCAUCAGACAGAUUUGGUCAGGCUACUUGUGGAAAAGAGACAGCUCAAGACUUUCCUUGGUGACCUCUCAAGUGCCUCUGACAAGUCACUGGAGGAAAAAGUGGCAGCUGCUCCUGUACCGUUUUCAGAGGAUGACGUCUUAUCCUCCUUUUCCAGAGUGACACUGGACUCUCAUUUGGGCAAACAAUCUGAGGAUGGCUCUUUGUCACCAAGUAGCUCUCAGUCCAGAAAGAGCAAGAUUCCAAGGCUAGUAUCCUGGGCUACCACUGAUCAAGUCACCAGUUCAACCUCAGCUCAAUUCUUUCCUCGUCCACCCCCAGGAAAACCACCAACUAGGCCUGGGGUAGAAGCCAGAUUACGCAGGUACAGAGUUCUAGGGAGCAGCAACUCAGACUCAGACCUUAUCUCUCGUCUGGCUCAAAUCCUUCAGAAUGGAUCUCAAAAGCCAAGGAGCUCCACCCAGUGCAAGAGUCCAGGAUCACCACAUAGCCCAAAAACGCCACCCAAAAGCCCUGUCAUCCCUCGACGCAGCCCCAGUGCCUCCCCUAGGAGCUCUUCCUUACCCCGUACAGCCAGUUCUUCACCAUCCCGGGCUGGACGGCCCCACCAUGACCAGAAGAGUUCAUCCCCACACCUUGGGAGGAGUAAAUCGCCUCCUAGCCAUUCAGGCUCCUCAUCCUCUAGGAGGUCCUGCCAACAAGAGCACUUCUGCAGCAAACCAAGCAAGAAUGGUCUAAAAGGAUCCAACAGCUCCUGCCACCACUCCCCAAAUACUAAAACCCCCACAGGAAAGAGCAAAUCGGCUAGUAAACUUAGCAGAUAGGAACUGAGCCUUGACAGGUGUAAAAGCCUUCUUGUAAUUUGA
Mauremys reevesii (Reeves's turtle) is the source of this 4642-nucleotide messenger RNA. RefSeq names its product tau tubulin kinase 2 (gene TTBK2). Gene Ontology annotation, cellular component: nucleus; ciliary basal body; cytoplasm. Lineage: Eukaryota; Metazoa; Chordata; Testudines; Geoemydidae. The record is from RefSeq and is a predicted model, not a curated record. The transcript has 18 exons. Gene Ontology annotation, molecular function: ATP binding; protein serine/threonine kinase activity. Bases 575 to 4600 code for a protein of 1341 amino acids. Gene Ontology annotation, biological process: peptidyl-serine phosphorylation; signal transduction; cilium assembly.